Cuculus canorus (common cuckoo) is the source of this 3497-nucleotide messenger RNA. It is a transcript of the gene FUNDC2, whose product is annotated as FUN14 domain containing 2. Bases 136 to 594 code for a protein of 152 amino acids. The record is from RefSeq and is a predicted model, not a curated record. The transcript has 5 exons. Gene Ontology annotation, biological process: autophagy of mitochondrion. Lineage: Eukaryota; Metazoa; Chordata; Aves; Cuculiformes; Cuculidae. Gene Ontology annotation, cellular component: mitochondrial outer membrane.
GCGCGCGUCGUUUACCACCGUGUGGCCACGUGACGCGAGGCAGCGUCCUUUAGUGCCGCGCGGUCACGUGACGCGGAGGGUGUGUGUCUGUGUCGUUAACGCCGCGUGAUCACGUUAAGCAGCGGCGGCGGCGCCAUGGCGGGGUCGGGCGGAGGUGCGAAGGAGAACUCGUUCAACGUGCUGGACCUGGCGGAGUACACCAAGAACCGACCCUGGUGGCGCAAGAUCUUCGCCCCCAGCUCCGGGUCCAGCGCCGAGAAAUACAAUGUGGCCACGCAGCUGGUGAUCGGCGGGGUCACGGGAUGGUGUACUGGAUUCAUCUUCCAGAAAGUUGGAAAGCUGGCAGCAACAGCAGUGGGUGGUGGCUUUUUCCUCCUUCAGAUUGCAAACCACACAGGAUACAUCAAAGUGGACUGGAAGCUAGUGGAACGGGACGUGAACAAAGCCAAGCAGCAGCUGAAAUUUCACAGCAGUGGUAACAAAAUGCCUCCAGAAGUAAAAAGCAGAGUGGAUGAGGUGAUCAUAUUUCUGAAGAAGAAUGUUAUCCUGACUGGAGGGUUUGCUGGAGGAUUCCUGCUCGGAAUGGCAUCCUAGAAACUGCACUCGACUCUCCUUUCAUGCCCAGCCUCCCUUGCCCUCCUCCGCUACUGUUCUCUCUCACUUAGAAGUCAAAGGAUGUUGUCGACGGGCUCAGUCCCUUCUGCUCACAGGUUCCAGCCCUUAUUUUUCACAACGCUGCUUCUGAUUUCCAACUUUUUCCUCUGUCUGGACUGUUAGGAUGCUGGGAUUGAUAUGAAAGCUUAUGACUCAAUGUAUCAUUGUGAUUCUUUUCCCCACCAAAUAUGCCCAGUCCUAAAUUUUCUGAUGAGUUGCAGCCUCAUAAACAAGUAGUGGCAGAGAAAUCUCUUAAACGUGCUUCUUCCCAGGUGCUCGGGGCUGUUACCUGUGCAUUUGUCUGACAGUAUUAUGUGUACAACAACUGUUAUGUGUUCACUGCUAUUUAGCUUGCACCUUUCCUGCCCUGAUACCGGGAAAGCCUGUGCUUCCCUCUGCGCAGAGAUGGUGUAUGCCAUCCAAACGCGCUCGGCUGCCCUGGGCUGGGUGCAGAAGUGCCAGGGUACAGCUGGGCUGUGUCCAGGGCAGGUGAAUAAGGAACAGGUUCAUGCUGAAUGUCGUGCCGGGGAUUCUCCUGCCCUUCCCUUGCCAUUGCACUGCACGUAGAUGGCCAAUUGACUUUUUCUCUGCUGUUAUUUAUACCCCUUACUGGAAUUGGAGCAUUGGCACUGCCAAUGGAAACUGAGCACCAUGGGUGACUCUCCAGGCCCUUUCCUCAUCAUUUGUUCUAAAAGUCACCAAGCUCCCUGCACUGUAGAGCUCUUUUCUUGCUUGCUAGCUGAUCGCUCAGCCUGUGAAAUAUGCAGAGACACUCCCUUGUGGUGGGCAGGCUUCCAGCAUGCUUGACCUGUCUGUAUCAGGCCAGUUGGUGCAUGUGGUGUGUGUUUCAGCUGUGCCACUUACUGUAGAUCACCUUGGGCUUCAGAGGGGCCUUUCUACGUUUACCAUGACCGUCUCUGGCCACUUCGGUGUGGGUGAUGCUCUUUGAGCAGUAACCAUGUGAGACAGGAUUUCAGACAGGAGAUGCAUCCCUGUUAAGGUACAUUGUACUGGUCCAGAGUCCCUGUUACCAGCUGGAGUGGUGGCAGAGGGAGGAUGUGAAAUCUGAAGUGCAGUUCUCUUCCUGCCUCUGGAGGGCACAAACUCCAUCUCCCUGGUCUCUGCAAACAACUGAAAUGGCAAAAAUUGGGAAAACCAGGUUGUGCUCUUGUCAGAGUGGCUCAUUUCCAUGCUUACUGCCUCGCCUUAGUUAGGUUCCUUUUUUCUUUGCAUUUACCUUAUCACAAAAAAAAUCUGCUUGCUUCCUUCCAUCAGCUGCAGCUCUUCUCCUGCAGGUGAUGUCGCAGCCCAGAAGCAGAGCUCAGCUGGUUUGGGGCAGUCUGUCCCACUGCUGCUGUGUGCAGAGCAGGACCUGAACCUACAAAAGAAUAUUAUUACCAAAAUUAUGAGUCCCUUAGAGAUGUUCUGCAUUGGCUGAGCUGGACUGACAUUACCUUCCCCAGAGCGCAGGGGCUUGCCUGGUGGUGGAGUGUUGUCCUCCAGCAGCUACAGGUAGGAGUUCUUGACAAGAAUGGGGUUUUUUGUGUGAAAGCCAGCUCAUCCUUCAAUAGGAAACAUGGGAAUGAUGAUUUGCUUGGGUGACAGGGACACAGCACCUAGCUCAGUGGCUGUAUCCCAUCUCCAGUGCUGUGUGGUGCCUUCCUGAUCAUCUGCUGCUGCUCUCAGUAUGGCUAGAACUGGGGAUCUUCCCCCGAGAGCUGCUGGAAGAGCUGGAAUAGUGAGUUCUUCCACCAGAGGUUUUGGGAUGAGCGUUUGCAGUUGUUUUCAUAGAAUCACGGAAUCAUAGAAUAGUUUGGGUUGGAGGGGACCUUAAAGAUGAUCCUGUUCCAACCCCUGCCCUGUUGAUUGAAGUGUCAAGGUAGCAAGACGUGGGUUUAGCUGAGGUUUUCUUAUCUACAGGAUCUGAAAAGAGGCUGUAGGUAAUCAGUAAAGAUAAAUUGGUGUCCUCUCCUGUGCUGCCAUACACCGACAAGGAGAAUGAAGGAGCAGCUGAGCUCACAUCCAUUUUAUGAUGGUCUUCCUAACAGGCAUCCAGGACUGCAGGAGUGAGGCGAUGCAGCAAAUGAAUUGUGUUUGGGGAGUAGAAUGACAGAUGAUGAUAGUGGUUUGGGUUUUUAUGUAGGGAUUCUGCAGGGCUGAAUGUGCAUGAAUUAAUACAUUUGUAUUGCAGGGUAUCUCUUGCUCCUGUAGGAAAACUUGCUGCCCCUCUGCCUGGUAUGCUGCAUAACACAACUUCUACUGAGAUGCACUGAGCUCCACAAAGCUUUCUUCAAUGACUGAGUUCAAAGUAAAUCAAUAACAGACGUUAGGAAUGUUUUUCAGGCUUUGAUAAAUCACUGCCCUGCCUCAGGGAAGGCUGUACUGGGUUCUGCUUCACAGGGUGCCAGCUUGCUGCUAUGGAGAGAAAUGGCCCAGAGGGGGAGCCUAAACACCUCAGCUGCUGCUGGAAGGGGAAAUAGGUCACAGAUUCAUGUUGGGUUUGAUAUGAUUGCAGGCAGGAAAUGGACAAAGACAUCAGGAUCUGGCAAAUCUUUCUGCUGUGCCAUCUUGGGCUUGUGGCUGGCACUGUUUGAUGCUGCGGGCCCACACUGGAAGCUUUGAUGCUGAGUCAGCCUCUGUGGGAAUGCAUUUUCCUUAUUGCAGAUGCCAAGAUGAGCUGUUUCCUCCUCCCACCCCUGCCCGUUUUGGUCUUGUUUUAACAACUGCUGGCGUCUGUUCCAGUACGAGAAGGUUUAGAACACACUAGGCUUUUAAAGUGGUUUUAUAUAUUGUAUGUAAAUGCUUGUUGAAGUGAUAUUUUAUUAAACGGUUUUGCUCUAAUA